AUGGAAGAGAGUAGUACCGAUUCUGCAAAGGGCGAUGAGCGAGAAGAGUUGACUAACGAGGGAGAUGACAAUCCGGAGGCCGCCGAUUCGCUUCACCGUAGAGAGCUCUCCUUCUCUCGGUGGUGCAACGAGGACGGGAUCGAAGCUCCUGGUCCUUCGCCGGAGGACUCUGGAUUGAAGGCCGGGGGUGAUGCAGAAGAAUGCGACGACUUCGAGCUGCCCCUUCUGCGGCAAGAUGGAUCCGCCGGAGAGAACCCUGGACCAGGGAGCCAAGUGAGUAACAAGUUCAGACAGACGACUUUGCAUCUCAAUGGGGCAUUUACUUUUGGUCAAGAAGGAGGCGGGAACAGGACGAAGUACCUUCCCCUGGAUGUAGAGCAAGCUAACGGGUCGAGACACAAUGAGUUCACAGACGGCGAGAAUCAUCAGACUGCUCUAUCCGCACCUGUCGUGCUGAAGACAUUAUUCUAUAUACUUCUGUGGUACACAUUCAGCACAUGUUUGACGCUGUAAGUGCCCGGAUCUCGCUUAAGUUUCAGGCAACAGUUAAUUUCUUCUGCGUUUUCUAAGAUCGGAAGCAUCUUCCCCGUCUCUUCAUUAGGUACAACAAGUCAUUGUUAGGAAAUAAGCUUGGCAAAUUUCCUGCUCCGUUGUUGAUGAAUACGAUUCACUUUACGAUGCAAGCUGUAUUAUCCAAGAUGAUCAUAUGGUGUCGAUCUCAGAAGAUGGAAAUCAACACAAAAAUGACAUGGCGGGAUUAUUUCUUCAAAGGUUAGAUUCUUUAAUUUAAUGUGCUCUGUUUUCAGAUUUUGAAGGUGAUUUCUUUUCAAAACUGAUGGUGGAUCGCUCAUAUGAUGAGGAUGUUUUUAGGGAACAAAGGUAAAAAUUGAAGGGAAUUUUAUGUAAAUUGUAGUAUGGCUUCAACUUCGUUGACAAAAGGAAUACAGUCUGGGAGUGAGGAGCCUCAGUAAGGUCCAUAAGGUCUUGCUAGGAGGUGGCUAUCUCAAUAAUGAUCAUGGAAGCUUGUGGGCAAUAAAGUCAGGCAGAAGUGGUAACUGAUAUUAAAUCACUGGUCUGACUUCGCCCAUUGUAAAGAGUAACUUUGAAAGUGGGAAAAUAUUCAAACACGUUCAAGAUUUUAUGGAGUAUGGCACCUACACUAGAUUUUGAGAAGAUAAUUGGUGUAAGAGGUGCACGAAGAUUCAUACGCUGUUGAAGAACAAAGAAUUCAUCAUCUGUGUCCACAUGGAUUUCAAUACUCAUACAUUUGUUGGUGGAUAUUUCCUUAGUUACACGACAGAGAGAGGGGAGAGAGAGUGAGAGCAAGAGCGAGAGAGAGAGCGAGAGAGAGAGAGAGAGAGAGAGAGAGAGAGAGAGAGAGAUGCUUAAGGAACCUUGAGCUUAACAGCCCUUCAUGCAAUUUGGCAGUGGGAAACCAAGAAUGGAUGACAUUCCCCAUACGAAAAGACAUUCUCUGAGAUACAAGUUUAUAAUCAGAUGGUAAGCAUGUAGCUAAUGAAGGAUGAAAUAACUUUUUUGCUUAAAGUCGCCGAUUUGGUUGUUGGUGCUCAUCCACAUUAAGAAUGCUGACAGAACUGAAAUAAGUGGGUGAAAGCCAAGUUUUGCCAGAGAAUAUACAUUCUUCACACUGCAGUGAACACUACUCUUAAUGAUACAAACGUUCUGAUAUCAUUUAACUAUUUGGGGAAUUAUUUCUGCUUCAUUUAUAGACAAAUAUGGAUAAAAAAUGUGUAUGAUCUCAAAAAGAUUAAAUUGAUAAAUCGUACGUAAGAACCAUAGCAUUUCUUGGUUCUCAGGUAAAUUAAUAUUAUUUCUGUGUCAGCCAAUAAUCUGGGACCAUUAACAUAGUCGAAUUUGAACUGCCUGACGUCCAAGCACGACCUGAUGACUUUCUUUCUACAUGAAUAUUGGCUCAGUGAUACAACAUUGAACGCAGGGUUUCUGACGAUUUUACGAUUUGUAUGUUUGGUGGAUGACAACUUUAUUGUCUCAUGAACUUCAUGUUAGAUGUUUCUACCAAAUGCUAAUGGAUGGCUAAUUUUUUUCAAAUUUUGGAGGCCGAUCUCUUGGUAUUAUUAGGGAUCUAUAGAUUUAUAUUGGUCUUUUCUUCUUGAUUUGCCUGCAUAGAAAUGUUGACAUCGAAAAUACCAGUGCAAGCUGAGAGUCUUGACUUAUUAAUCUAUGAUUGGGUUUGAACCUGAAAGACUUGAGUCCUGAAGUUUUACUUAAUUUUGUAUUUUCUCUUGUUCCCUUUUUAUUUCUAAAAUGUCAUAUCUGCUCAUGCUCUUGAUGUACUUUACUUUUCCACAGUUGUGCCCACUGCAUUGGGAACAGCAUUGGAUAUCAAUCUUAGCAAUGCUUCACUCGUCUUCAUUUCUGUCACAUUUGCUACUAUGGUUUGUCUCUUUAAACUGCAUUUUAUCUUUUUCUUUUAUUUUCAAAUAUUUUCUUUUAGCUCUAAAUAAGCGUCUUUUCUCACUUUUAUUUAUGCAGUGUAAAUCUGCCUCUCCAAUAUUUUUGCUUAUGUUUGCUUUUGCAUUCAGGUGAGUUUUCUCUGUCGUUUUAUGCACAUGCUGCUUAAAUUUUUUCUUUUAUAAUGUGUCUAUCUCGUCAGGUUAGAGAGUCCCAGUAUUAAACUUUUGGGUAUCAUUUUCAUCAUUUCGGUUGGAGUACUUCUGGCAGGUAUAUGGCUUUUCAUUUCUUAAUUUUUUGCGGCCAUGUUCGCUCUUGUGCAUUAUUUUUUUGUCAUACCAAAUUUGUUCUUGAUGAAUGAUUAUCUGAUGUUGACCUCUUACCAGUUGCCAGGGAGACCGAAUUUGAAUUCUGGGGAUUCAUUUUUAUUAUGUUUUCUUCCGUUAUGUCGGGUUUUCGCUGGUCAAUGACUCAGAUACUUUUGCAGGUACGCAUGUAUUUAUUGGUUAAAUUUGACGUCAUUUGUCAUUAUAACAAAAAAUGAAGUAUCAUCCCUUCACUGCAUCUUUUUAUUUUACUUUUUUGACUGUUUGAUGAUGGAAACUGAUAGAUUGUUGUUGUUUCGUUCUGGUUGGUCCCCAAAAUUUGAUGAAGAAAGAAGCCUAUGGUAAGCAUUUUUUUUUUAUGUAAAGUGGUAUCUGCCAACUAUUUUCUAGAAUAGCACUUUGUUUUGAUAUGUCUACCUGUACCUUUUGAGACCGGCACCUGUACUUCUAACUUGUUGAUGAUCUGUGCUUGUCCAAGUCAUUGACGUAUUUUCUUAACUUGGUUCUUGGUUCUAAAAGUGAUUCUAAGUUACAACUGUAGGCAUUGGUUUCUUGAAGAGUACCAAACAUUUCUUUGGGUCUAAAAACAAAUCUUGCUCUCAUAUGAUGCUGAUUUUUUUUGGGGUCUUGUUUAGGUUUAAAAAAUCCGCUCACUUUGAUGAGUUAUGUCACCCCAGUGAUGGCUGUGGCAACUGGGAUACUCUCUCUUAUAAUGGAUCCCUGGGAUGAGUUCCGAAGUAAUGGUUACUUUGAUAGCUCACAACACAUAAUUCGAAGUUGCUUGUUAAUGCUUCUUGGGGGAGCACUAGCAUUCUCUAUGGUAAGUGUUAUGAUUUUAGUAGGCGCAAGGAUUCUGAUGUUAAGUCAAUUUUUUUUUCUUAUUGCUUCAUGUUUUGCAGGUGUUGACCGAGUACAUUCUUGUUUCAGCAACUAGUGCUGUAACAGUAACCAUUGCAGGUGUUGUGAAGGAGGCUGUGACCAUAGUGGUAUGUUUUGGAAUUUCCUUAUUGGUGAAUCGAGAACCAUCGAUAGAUGUAUAAUUUUUUUUUUUCUUCAUGACUCUGGUAGUUUUUGUGGUGCUUUGAAAAUUUGAACCAUUAUCAUGCGCAGAAUGGUGCUAACACCCUCAACCUAGGGAAUGCUUAUUUUUCUUCAUUCAGUAGGGAUAAGGUUAUUUGUCUCCUGUAAAAUAUAAGGGUUCAGUCAUUUAUCUUCAGAGGGAAAAGUGAUGCAUGACUGAUGGUAGGGCUUUUAUCCCGAGUAAUUGCGUUAAAGAUGAUUUUCAGUAGGCAACCUGAGGCCUCGAUUUUUAUUAAGGAGCAUUGAAGUGCAAAUUCACACCUAAUAAAUUUGCAAUUAAGGAGCAUUGAACUGCAAAUUCACACCUAAUAAAUUUGCAAUUAAGGAGCAUUGAACUGCAAAUUCACACCUAAUAAAUUUGCAAUUUCCAAGCGUUAUUAUCAUCUUUGUUGAUAAAUUUUGAUCAUUUAACUUGCAUUACCAAACCUUGCCACCAAUACACAAAAAGUUUGGUGUUCCGUGAAUUAGUUUCGGAUAGAUUUUGGUUGAGUUCCUCGUAAAGGAAAACUAUCCAAUAGUUUAAAGUUUUAAGGAGACGUCAUCGGUUCAGUUGCCCUUUUUCUUGUUUAAAGGAUGUACUUUUAUAUGUAGUGGUAUAGUACUGUAAAAUGGGAAUUUCACUGGGGGUUGGGCUCAGGGGGCGUUAGGAUCCUCAGUAUGAUCUGCAUGUUAAAACACAGCCAAGAUGGGCCUUGGUUGAAUAGGCCUAUGCCUCCUUAAGCCUUGGCCUGGCCCAACUUGGCUAUUUUAGUAUAAAAAAGGUAAUGGAUGCUCAUUUGACCUGCGUAGACAGAAGAGAAUGGAGGGAUGUGGUGGAGUGGCUGAUGAGGAGAUGGAGGGUGAGGGAGCAGAAGAUAGGAUGGUAGGAAACUGACAGAUGAGGGAAAAGGGGCAGUCAGAGAAAAGAGGGAGGAAGGUGCGAGUUUUUUUUGCCAGAGCAGAGACGCAUGGAGGCUAUGUUGGAGGUAGGAGGUAUAGGGAGUGGAAGAAGGGUUGGGAAGGGUGGGAUUGAUGAGGACGGGGUGGAGUUGGUGAUGAAGAAUGCUCUGCAAGCCAUUGUUCAGUGAAAAUGAAAAUUGGCUUGCUUUAGUGUCCAAACUGGUCAAAAUUUGGUCAGGGCUUCCGAAUGGCUCUACCCAUUGUUCUUGAUGUGAUAUUUUUGCUUUCAUUGGCUUCUUUAAAAAAAGGUUUCUUCAAUUAUUUUCAUGUCGAGUUGAUUUGCCUUGUCCAUUUGUAUGGUUCUGAAUUCCUAUAAUAUGCGUAAUUUUUGUUCAGGUUGCAGUGUUUUACUUCCACGAUAAGUUUACAUGGUUAAAAGGAAUUGGGCUACUGACAAUCAUGAUUGGAGUUAGUUUAUUCAACUGGUACAAGUAAGUAAACGGAUCUUCUGUACCUCUCCUGAUGAUAUGUUGUUAUUGAUCCCUUUCUUCUGGUGAUUGUUCUUUAACAUUCUAUAUUUGAAGAAGGAAUUGGGCCAUAGGUAUCUCCUGUGAUACCGACCCUCCAGUUCCUCUUUGGUCUGGGUUCAUUCUUCCCUCCAGUAAGGGGGUCCUUUCCGGCUCUAGGGCAGUAGCUUCCCUCUAGAGUCCUAAAUCGAUACCUAUCCUAUCAUAGGAUAUUUGUCUUUCUUUCGUUCUUGAGGUUUCGAACCCGGAAGUUGAGACGCAAGGAAUAAAGAUCAGCUGUGGCUUCUAGGUAAAGUUAUAGUAGUGGAAAUUUUCUCUUGACAACGGCAUGAACAAAAUUAAAUAUGAUGCCUUUUAAACCACAAUUAUUUUGAACGGUUGACUAUCGGAUUGAGAUGUAAACGAAGGAACUAUCUAUUAAGAUAGGCGAAUAAGUUUUACAGAGUGAUACAAUUGACAUUGGAUAAAAGUGCUGUACGAACACCAAAACUUUCACUGCCCUUUAUAGGACAUGAUGAUGCUUGAAUCGGAGCCCUAUUUUUAGGGGUGGGGGGUUCACGUCUUAUUGCGAGAAUUUUUUAAGAUCUAUGGCAUCCAACACUGAUACUUCAAUCGGAAUCCAAGAGUGAUUUAAAAUCUGCUACAGUGCAUAAAAUAUAUGGCAUUCUGAUUGCGAAAUGCAUUGGAGUUUUCAAGGUUUUUUCUAAGGUUUUUUUUGUUGAAUGAAAAUUAUGGGCAGCCAAUUUCUUCUCACCUUUUUUUGGAAUCAAAUGUAUUUUCUGCUGAAUUUCGACAAAUAAAAUAGGUUUUUCCUCUUUUUACCCUGCAGCUCGGAUGAAGUUACCAUAAAUAGGGAAAGGGGAACCUCACUUCAUGGGAAAAUGAGUGGAUAACCAUAAAUAUGUAGUCUGGGAGUUCUCAUACUUCACUCAGAUCCAAGUGUCAGUAUUUCCGUGGUCUUUUAAAAAUAACAAAGACUCAGCAUUGGUAUUGAAAUAUUCUGCUGAAGAAAAUGUUUCUGCAUUAUUCUCUUUUAAUUUGCUUUUAAGACCAUCGUGUUUUUCUUUUAAUCCUUCGAGUUGGAAACUGGGACUUUUUUUUCUGGAUUUAAAUGCUUACGUUUCUUUAUUUCCAGGUACCAAAAGUUAAAGAACGAAUCAUUUUCAACGAUUACCAAUGGAGCACCGAAAUAUGUUAUUCUUGAUGAGAUGGACUCCCACAAUGACUCUUCACGCACGCAAUAA
Molecule: messenger RNA, 6489 nt
Organism: Spirodela intermedia
Lineage: Eukaryota; Viridiplantae; Streptophyta; Magnoliopsida; Alismatales; Araceae
Source: the annotation of a GenBank genome assembly